Molecule: messenger RNA, 1839 nt
Organism: Mytilus trossulus (common blue mussel)
Lineage: Eukaryota; Metazoa; Mollusca; Bivalvia; Mytilida; Mytilidae
Product: BTB/POZ domain-containing protein 6-like
Exons: 3
Coding region: 81-1652 (523 amino acids)
Molecular function (GO): protein binding
Source: RefSeq, a predicted model, not a curated record
ACCAACGUAUCUCGUUUCAUUAUUUGCAAAAUACAAAAGCGACUUUCCCUCUAUUGUCUUUAUCACUAUGCGGAACAAAAAUGGCGGCGAUAAAAGAGGAUUCAGAGGUAACUGAGACUGACUGGCAGAGUAACAAAACUUUACAACAAAGUUUAGAGUUCAUGUUACUUAACCAAAUAGGUUGUGAUGUUCAGUUUGAAGUAGGAGACCAGAAGGAGCAAAUAAAGGCUCACAAAGUUGUACUGGCAAGCAGAAGUCCUGUAUUCUUUGCUCUGUUUAAACAAGAGGAAGAAAACAAUAAACAACCAAAAGUGGUUCAGAAAACAGAUAGAACUGGCAGUGUAGUUUCAGUGAAAAACAUUAUUGAGUCUAAAGUGCCUCGAUCUGAUAGUCAAGCUUCUAUUAAAAGUAACAUGUCCAAUAAAAGUACAUCCAUGAGUAUUGGUAGAGGUGGAGGAUGGAUUGAUAUGAAUGAUUCGUCUAUGUUCGCUAAGCAACCAGUUCCGUCACCUAGGGACACCAUUAAAACCACUGAGCAACCUGUUAUAGAGACGGUGACUAAACAAGAAAAGAUUUAUGAAAUAGCUGACACAGAUUUUAACACUUUUAAACUGUUUUUAAGUUAUCUGUAUACAGACCAUGUUGAGCUAGAGUACAGUACAGCUACAAAACUAGCCCCUCUUGCUGUGACAUACAAGGUUAAUUGCCUCCUCACCCAAACAAUAAAGUGUCUUUUUGACCAGGUAAACGCAGAUAAUGCAUGCAGUGCUUUCGAAAUAGCUCACCUGACAAAGUCUGCGGAUCUCAAAAUGAAAUGUAUGUACAUCAUUACAAAUACCGCACGUGAGGCAAUACGAUCACGGGAUUUCAUGAAGCUAUGUCCAGAUUGUGUCAGCAGAAUAACAGAAUCAACUGAUCUAAAUGCUAGUGAGGACGAAAUUUUCGAAGCGUUAAUAGAAUGGGGCGAGCAUGAGUGUAUGCGAAACAAGAAAGAAAUAAAUCCAACGAAUAUUCGGAAUGUCAUGGGCAAUAUUUUCUACAAUAUAAGGUUUCCUGCAAUGAAUGAUGCGUAUUACAAGCGAGAAGUUGAACCGCAACCAUUUCUCACUACCGAAGAAAAAGAAUUAAUUGCGAAAUUUAAGUCCGGCUCUGCUAAGAGAGAUAUGUUACCGUUCAAGGUUCAUCCGAGAGUAAAUGUUGCGUUCCAUGCUGUGAUGCGCUGUCAGCUGGAUCAAAAACUACAGGAACAUACGGGGAAACCCGAUGCUCUUUGUUUUGAUGUAUCGGAACAGGUAUGGUUACACGGUAUAGCUGUGUUUGGCGCGUACUUUGAACAGACCAACCACGUGCAUCUGGAGGUCCGCGAUGAAAGUCACAACGUAAUCUCAAUUUAUCAAGGUCAAAUUGACACAGUUCCCAAUGAUGAAGUAUACGAAGUUGUGUUACAUGCACCAAUUCUUCUACAACCUGAUCAAAUAUAUACGUUAUUAUUGACACUUGUCGGACCGAACAAACAUUUUUAUAAAGGAAUCGGCGGUAAAAACCUUGUUGAGUUUAAGGAUAUGAAAAUUUGCUUUUAUGAUUCAAACUUUUCAAAGAACGGGACAUCAAUUGAAGGCGGUCAGAUCCCUGCUCUUUUGUUGUCAACUUAACACUUAACAUGCAUAUUAUGUUCUCAAACUAAACAAUACAUUUAGAUGUGACUUUGCAAUUUUAUACACCAAGGCUGUUAUCGUUAUCCUCGAGUGGACGAUUCAAUGUAAAAAAGUUUUUAAAAAUAUUGAGAAUUUAAAUUGAUGCAAUCAAUCAGCCAUUGAUGUGUUAUGUUGUCUUUUUGGG